Capronia epimyces CBS 606.96 is the source of this 876-nucleotide messenger RNA. RefSeq lists its product as uncharacterized. NCBI's taxonomy places the organism in Eukaryota, Fungi, Ascomycota, Eurotiomycetes, Chaetothyriales, Herpotrichiellaceae. The record is from RefSeq and is a predicted model, not a curated record. The coding region runs from base 1 to 876 and encodes 291 amino acids. The transcript has a single exon.
AUGCAUUUAGUGCUCUCUCGGAUCGAGCCCAAGGACCUGGACGCCGUCGUGCCUAUCCUGUUCAAAUCAUUCCACAAGAUCGACUUGGCCAACGUCUUCUUCGGCCGCGAAUCUCCAGCGUCGUACGCCUACGCCAAGAGACAGCUCCUGGAGGGAAUGCAAAAGGACCCGGCCGACGUGUUUCUCAAGAUCGAGGAUCUCGAUGCCGAAGCGGACGUCAAUGUUCUAGACGACAAGGGAAACACGGUGCGCACAGAGCGCAGGAAAAGAAUCGUCUGCGUCAGCAAUUGGAAGAUAUACCCUACCUACGUGACACCCCAGGAGCUGCAGCAGCAGCAGCACGAGCACGAGCACGGGCAAGGGGGCCAGAGAGCACCGACCGAUAACAAGCCCGAUUAUGGCGAUGGCGAUGGUGAUGGCCGUGGUCUAGGAUCAAAGCUGGAACUCAAGGCCAAGAAAGCUGCCGCAGAACCGGCCUUUUCGUAUCUAGAGACAGAACAGGAACGCAGCGACGCGGCAACCCUGAUGGAAGACUUCCUCAGUCGCCGACGGCGUGAGUGCCGCGAGGCCCAUGUCCUGUGUUUCCUCCUCUUCACCGAUCCCGACUACCAAGGCAAAGGCUGCGGGAGGAUGAUGAUGCAGUGGGGAAACGAUGUCGCGGAUGCGCUGAUGCUGCCGUGUUGGAUCGAGGCCAGUCCCGAGGGCGAGUUGCUGUAUCUUCAAAUGGGUUACCUGGGACGCGAGAGGGUCAGGAUCCAAACCAAGAGCUUUCUCGGCGAGUAUUUGCACAUGCGACGACCACUGAUGGUCGAGCGGGUGAGAUUGGAGGGGCGGACGUUGGUGAGGGAGCCGGCCGGCGGAUCCUUGUCAAAUUAG